This is a messenger RNA of Diachasma alloeum, 1704 nucleotides long. RefSeq names its product nascent polypeptide-associated complex subunit alpha, muscle-specific form-like. Lineage: Eukaryota; Metazoa; Arthropoda; Insecta; Hymenoptera; Braconidae. The record is from RefSeq and is a predicted model, not a curated record. Bases 1 to 1704 code for a protein of 567 amino acids. Gene Ontology annotation, molecular function: nucleic acid binding. The transcript is spliced from 3 exons.
AUGACGUUGAGGGCCUUCAUGGAGGCAGAUCACCGAACGUGGGACAGCCAUCUGCACGAAUUCCGUUUUGCCUUCAAUACAGCGGAGCACAGCUCCAUCCAGACGAGUCCAACAUUUGCGAAUUUCGGCAGAAAUCCUAUUGCUGCGGUAUCCCUUCGAUGCGAGCUCGAAGGAGACGUUGAGAUAAUCCCUGGUGAAUCCCAAGAAUGGGUCGAAAGGAUGCGGAAACUGGAGGUGCUCCGGAAAAUCCUCAUUCACCCCGUGCAGGAAUCCGCUGAUAAGCAGGCCCGGGCUGCUGUUGUUAUCACUACAAUCUCCGUCGACGAGACGUUGAGUUCCAAGAGGAGUUCAUCACCGGAGGUCACCACCACUACCAGGGCAGAAUGCCUGACUGCGGACCUUACGGAGAGCCCACCACCUUCACCACCUCCAGGCUUGGAAGCCAAGGACGAGCCAGCGCCCACCCUCAGUCAGCAAGCGGCGUUGAUGAAUGCCCAGCUAGGCCUGGAGUGUGUCCUGUAUCAGGAGGGAAUCCCCGUCGAAGACCUCGAUGAUUAUUCGUUUCCGAAAGAUGAGGCGGUCGACCAGCUGGGCUCACCUCCUUGCCCACCGCGCUACUUACCAGAGACGGGGGCGAUUUCUCCGCCAUCCACGGCUGCACUCGUCCACCCGAAUUCAGGACUAACCCCUCGAAGGGAACAACCCGGGCCACCCCUUCGCUUCCCACAUUUCUGGGAUCCUGUCGGCCCCUGGCUCGCUGACAUCAGGAGCAUUGAGAGGACGAUUCCAGGUUUCGCUGACGCCCUGUCCGCCUGCUCCCUCGCUCUACUCCAGCAGCUAACAAACUUGAGGUAUGAGAUCCCCCCUCUUCCAUUGGGAUCUUUGGAGACCACCACCGCGGACGAGAGGGAGGAAGUUGUUAUCCGCGACGUACAGUCGGUGGAACAGUCUGGAGGCCCCACUGCCUCGUCGGUUCCAGACCUCACGUCUGAGUCAUCCGAUACCCCGUCGGUCCCCUUAAGUCCACUAGGCCUCGACUUGCAGUCUGGCUCUUCAAGCUCCUCGAGCUCCAGCACAUCCUCCUCGGAUUCAAGAAGCUCCAUCGAGACAUGUUUGGAAGCAGAGGACGGAGAUCCAGGUCGUCUAACUGGUUUAGUACUCCAGGUCACUCCUAUCCGGAGCCCAGAGAGUAGUGUCGCCGAAUUCCUAGAACUCGACAAUCAGGAGGAAUUCUCGUUGGCCGGCACAACCCCGGGACCUACCUUACUUCCGACUCCAUCACCCCCUAAUGUGGAGUCGAGUCUGCAGGAUCCCCCGCUCACGAACACGAGUGUCAGCGAGAAAAACCAUCCUGGUCAGCCCCCGGAAGUCAGAGAUGGCCAGGGAACCUCCGCCGCAGCUACCCUGGGUAUACCUCCGGUGAUGACAUCAUCUCCGACGAAGGCACCUCAGGUGCCCCUGAGCCCGCCUCCCUUGGCUCCACCUCCGGGGGGGUCAGCCGAACAACAACCCCUCCAGGCCACUCCGUCCACGCAGGGUAGCCCCCCGACACCAGCAGAGAUCGGCGCGACCACUCCGACGGUCACCACUGCCAACAUGCCAAUAGCUGUUGCGAAUAGUCCCAGAGGAUUGAGUACUCGGCCAAGCACCGACCAUCAAGAGGGAACUAGGACAAAGCGCGUUAGUGGCCCACCAGACCACUAA